Messenger RNA from Cetraspora pellucida, 1787 nucleotides. Lineage: Eukaryota; Fungi; Glomeromycota; Glomeromycetes; Diversisporales; Gigasporaceae. The record is from the annotation of a GenBank genome assembly.
AUUUAACCAUGUUAGAGCAGGACUUUUCGAAAAUAGCCGACAAAGAAAUUAAUGAGGAUAAAGACCUGGAAGCACUUAUCGAACAACUUAAAAAUGAUCCGCUUGGCGAAUAUACGCGAAAAGAUAUCGAUAUUGUAGAGGUCGCAAAACGAAUACGACUUGGCUUAGAGUAUGCAACAUUUAAAAUCAAAAAUGGAUGGGAGAAAUACGAUGUCGCGACUUGUGAAAUUUUGUUUGAAGAAAAAAUACGCAUAAAUGCGAUUCCCGUUCCGAAGAUAUUAGGAAGGAUUAAAAGUGGCUUACCAACUCGUGAAUAUGAAUUACCAAUGGCUCCACAAUAUAUGGAAUACAAUAAUGAAUCAGGAAAUAAAGUUAAGGUUACAAACACGUCACCAAAAACAACAGCAAUGAAUGUUAAAUUUGAUAUCGCAAACGAUGCACUUCCCCACCAGCAUAUGCAAGAUUCUUUUCGCUUAUCCGGCUCAUCCAGACUUUCUGGAUCGAAAGCUGCCGCAAUAUAUGAAUAUUUAGAUUCACUAGAAAUGGCAUCACAAGAGCUAUGCAUUAACCAAGAUCCGAUGUCAUCUUUAUUAUCAACUUCGCAAUUUAUUGGAUCAAAUAACUUCUGUGCACAAGAUUUGGGACAAUCUUUUUUGGAGACAGGAUCAUUAAGAUCUAUUGAACCAAGCAAAUUAACCACUAGUAAAUCUAAAAAAUCACGCGACCAAUCUUCGAAACACAGACGAAGCAGAUCGUACAGAGCUAAUGAUAAAAUUGAUCCACUCAUCAGACAAUCAAUUCAUGAGCCUCAUUCGAUAUCAAAUCAAAUGGAAUCAAGUACAGGAUUGUUGCAUCAGCCUCCUGUUUUGAUCCCACUCACCUCCAAGAUCCCCGAACCCAGUCACGCAGGUAGUCACGUGAUCAACCGAAAUCCGGUAGUUUCGGAAGUUAUUUUAAAGGCUUUGGAGGAAAAUACUAAAAAAAAGAAAACAAAGAAGAGAAAAUCGAUUACCAUGAAUACCAGAAAAGGAAAGAAUAAACGUUCAAAACCGACUCUUCAUUCAACAAAUGAAGAUGUUGAAAUGGAUGAUUUUUUUGGUGCUACGCAAAGUAGUCUGCAUACUAUGAACUCAAAGCAAACCAUUAGUGAAAAUUCUUUGACUUCACGAAAAGCUACAGUGUCACCAAAUACUUUAUUUCAUGAACUUUGGGCAACUGCAAGCACAGUUGCACCACAAAAGACAGCUUCUACGUCUAGAUCUCCAGGACAGUUAUUCAAUGAACUUUGGGCAACUUCAAGCGUUACACAGAAGGACAAUACCGGGGCAGAAUCAACACUUGCAACUUCCAUGUCACCUGAUACAUUUCUUGAUGAACUUCUUGCUGCAAGUACUUAUGAAGACGAUGACGACGAAAGAACACCAAAAGAUAGCACUGCCGAAUCUACCCAAACAUUAGCGAUGUCCCCCGGCACUAUUUUCCGAGCUGCAUUAGAUGAUUGGGCAGCUGUUGAUUCUAAUUUUCCUAAUGCAAUCCUCUCUCAUUUGCCGAAUUUGCCAUCAUCUCCUUUGGCAUCUUCUCCACCACAUACACCUUCAAGAUUAUCAUCAAAUGUUCCCACACUCGCCUCUCUUACUUCAUCUUCGGCAAGGGUUCCCCUGACAACUACUGACCUUGACCCUCCAAGAACCCCUCCACAUCAAAUUCGUUCGGCAAUUGAUUUAUCGACGCCUAACUCGGCAUUUUCACUGAGUGAAUUUAUUAAUAUGUCUCCUACGCCAAAAUAG